CGGCAUCCUCCUCAGCGCGUUGUGUCCAAAGUUUCUCCAUACAAACUCUACAAGUCACACAUGGCCUUUCAGUGCUGUGGCUGAACUUAUAGAUAAUGCUUAUGAUCCAGAUGUGAAUGCAAAACAGAUGUGGAUUGACAAAACAGUUAUAAACGAUUGUACAUGUUUGACAUUCAUGGACAAUGGAAACGGUAUGAAUGCAGACAAGCUACAUAAGAUGUUGAGCUUUGGAUUUAGUGACAAAGUUAUAAUGAAUGGCCAUGCCCCAGUUGGAUUGUAUGGAAAUGGAUUUAAAUCAGGAUCAAUGCGUCUCGGAAAAGAUGCAAUUGUAUUCACCAAAAAUGAAGAUGGCAUGAGCGUGGGCAUGUUGUCACAGACCUUUUUGAGAGUUACAAAAGCAGAGCAUGUGAUUGUUCCCAUAAUAUCAUUCAACAAGAAACGGCAAGUAAUGAAUCCAGAGGAGUCAGCAGCCAGCUUGGAGGCUAUCCUGAUACACUCCUUGUUUUCUACUGAAAAGGAGCUUCUUGCAGAGCUCGAUGCCAUCAUAGGGAAAAAAGGGACAAGAAUCAUCAUUUGGAACCUUCGAAGAGAGAAAAACGAACAAACAGAAUUUGAUUUUGAAACAGAUAAAUAUGAUAUAAGAAUACCUGCAGAUUUAGAUGAAGUAACGGGAAAAAGAGGUUAUAAAAAGCAAGAGAGACAAGACCAGAUUAUUCCUGAAAGUGACUAUUCAUUACGGGCUUAUUGCAGUAUUUUGUAUUUGAAGCCAAGAAUGCAGAUCAUUAUAAGAGGACAAAAAGUGCAAACACAGUUGGUUUCCAAAAACCUUGCAUAUAUAGAGCGGGAUGUUUAUAGGCCAAAAUUUUUGCAUCCCAAAACUGUGAGAAUUACCUUUGGAUUCAAUUGCCGAAAUAAAGAUCAUUAUGGAAUGAUGAUGUACCACACAAACAGACUAAUUAAAGCUUAUGAAAGAGUUGGUUAUCAACAAAAGGCAAAUAACAUGGGUGUAGGUGUGGUUGGGAUUAUAGAAUGCAACUUCCUAAAGCCAACCCAUAAUAAACAGGAUUUUGAUUAUACGAAGGAAUACAGGCUUACAAUCCAUGCUCUUGGCGAGAAGCUUAAUGAUUACUGGAAUGAGAUGGAAGCAAAGAAAAAAGAUUAUCCUCUGGACGUGCUAGUUGAAGAUAGCCAGAAACGGCCUGAUCAGACCUGGGUUCAAUGUGAUUCAUGUCUAAAAUGGAGGAAGCUUCCAGAUGGAAUAGAUCGCUUGCCAGAAAAGUGGUAUUGUUCAUAUAACCCUGAUCCUCAGUUCAGAAAUUGUAACGUGCCUGAGGAACCUGAAGAUGAUGAUUUAAUACCAUAUGAAAAAACAUUUAAGAAAAAAGACAGGGAGAAAUUUAAGAAAAGACUGGAGAUGACCCAACAGAGGUAUAAUGAAAUGUUUAUGGAAACGUCUUCUGCUUUGUCCAAUAUGCCACCAGCAACAAGUGAAAGUGUUUCAAGAUUGCAUACAGAGGCUUCAAAUAGUUCUUGUACAAGAUCUCUUAGCAUAUCAAAUAAUAUGCCAGUAUCUUCUCCUGAUCCCGAAAGCAGUUUCAAACGAAAGCUUUCUGACCCUGUGGCACAGCUACCUUAUAAAAUCACUCGGCUGAAUAGUCACACAUUUGAGCAUAACAAGGAUGAUCCUGAUGAUGAUGUUAUCAUCUUGGAAGAGAACAGUACUCCAAAGCCUUCAGGAACAGAUUGUGAUAUCACAAUAGUAAAAGUUGAGGGUGGUGUUGUGGAUCAUAUUAUGGAUCAUAUUGAUCUUCAGGAAGAAAGCUCCAAGAACAAUGAUGCUAGUUCAGAAGCUAAAUGUUCUAAAGGAAACGCAGCAACACAAACUGAAAAGGAGCAACUUGUGGUUAAGAAGGAAGAAAUUGACAAUACGAAUGAUCAGCUAUCUAGAUCAGAAUCUAAACUAACUCUGUUAGAACCUGCUAAUGUUUUGGAGAGUGCUCCUAUUGAUGCUGACUACAAAAUAAAUGAACUAUCAAUUAAGCUGCAGUUAGCAAAUGAAGAAAAAGAAAAAUACCAGCAGCAGUGUGAUACAUUGUUCAAGCAGGUACAGACAGUAGAGCAGAAAAUAAUCAAAAUGAAUGAUAAAAGUGUGAAAAAAGAAAUGUGCCAUCAGUCAACAGAAACAGAAACUGUGCUACCAAGUGAACUAGAAAAAAUUAAAGGGAAAAGUCCAGAAGAGAUACUGCUUCUCUAUGAACAGGCAUUACAAGAGAUGAGGAGGCUAAAGGAACAGUGUGACACUCUCCAGAGUUUAAAAUCCGAGCAUUGCAAAUGUAGUAAUAAUGAGAAUAAUAGUGAAGUAGAUGAUAUGGCUGUGCAACUUGAUGACGUUUUCAGACAACUGCAUAAAUGCACUAUUGAAAGAGACCAAUAUAAAAGUGAGAUUGAAUUACUAGAAAUGGAAAAAACUCAGCUAGGCUUUCAGUGUGAUGAGCUUAAAGCAGAAAUUGCACAACUAAAAGCUUCAGUACCACAUGCAAAUGACUCCAUAGCCGGUAAUCUUGAAGAUCCUGUAAAUUACUCUGAUGGGGAAAGCCUGAAACUGAGAUCCCUUCGAGUUAAUGUGGGACAACUACUGGCAACCAUAAUGCCUGAUCUUGAUCUACAACAAAUGAAUUACAACGUUGAUGUGGUCGAUGAAAUUCUAGGACAAGUUGUAGAGCAUAUGCAUGAAAUCAGCAGUACUUAAUUUAUCCUUCAUUCAUAACCUGCUUUGCUCUGUUUGCUGUUUUAUUGUGUAAAGUUCCCAACCUAUAACAAUGUUUAUUUUGUUUAAAGC
Euleptes europaea (tarantolino) is the source of this 2839-nucleotide messenger RNA. RefSeq names its product MORC family CW-type zinc finger 3 (gene MORC3). Bases 128 to 2749 code for a protein of 873 amino acids. The transcript has 17 exons. The record is from RefSeq and is a predicted model, not a curated record. Gene Ontology annotation, molecular function: zinc ion binding; ATP hydrolysis activity. NCBI's taxonomy places the organism in Eukaryota, Metazoa, Chordata, Lepidosauria, Squamata, Sphaerodactylidae. Gene Ontology annotation, cellular component: nucleus; PML body.